UUUAAAAAAAGGCGCGUACUAAUUUUUUAAAUAUCUAACUACGAAUUUUUCAAUUUUCAUUCUAUUUCCACUUUAUUUAUUUAUUCAAAAGUUUGAAAAAAUGACAACUGUCAGCUACAUUCACACUGAUGACACUGACUGUACCUAUAGAACGCAAAAAGUAUUAAAAAUGGCGGCCAAAAGUAAAUUGGCGGUUUUGUUUUUCCGCUAAGUACCGCAAAUAUUAAUUAUUAUAAGUUAUAUCUAAUAUCACAUUAUUUUGAGUUUUAUAAUUUAUUGCGCACAAAAAUAACUAUACAAGAUGAUGCCCCGACGUGGUGGCAAGAGAAUCCGUAUGGAUGAUCCUGUACCCCCUGAGUACCAGGAGCCUAUGACACCCAUGACUCCUAUGACACCAAUGAAUGAUAAUAUCGGCGGUGAUGGACAAGACAACUAUGCCGGUUAUUCUACUUACAACCAAGCACCACAAACACCAUCUCACACUCCACGGUCAGAGAAUUAUUCCUCAGAAAGUUAUAGCUCUCCUAGUACUUCUCAAGUUCAGUAUCAAGAUCAACCAGCAAAUAAUGAAUCUGUCCAAUUUGAACAGCCAACAACUCCAGCUGCUCCAAAUAUGAGAAUAACCAGAAACACCCGAGCAAGAAUGAGAGGCGGUACUGUCAAUCAGCCUAAAUAUCGUGAGGUAGAUACUGAUUACGUUCCAGUUCAACCAAUCAGAGGACGAGGCGGUGGUACAAGAGGUCGUGCGAAGCGGAUCCCAAAUACUACUAACACUGAGGAUGAAGCUAGUCUUUACUAUAUAAUUAAAAAUAACCGCUCCUCUCUUACAAAUAUUGUAGACGAUUGGAUUGAAAAGUAUAAGAUGACCCGUGACAAUGCUCUCCUGAUGCUAAUGCAGUUUUUUAUAAAUGCCAGCGGGUGUAAAGGACGCAUCACACCAGACAUGCAAGCGAACAUGGAACACGUCGCUAUCAUUCGUAAAAUGACAGAAGAAUUUGAUGAAGAAAGUGGCGAAUAUCCGCUGAUAAUGACUGGCCAGCCGUGGAAAAAAUUUCGUACCAAUUUCUGUGAAUUCGUGCAAAUUCUCGUUCGUCAAUGCCAGUAUUCAAUUAUUUAUGAUCAAUUCCUUAUGGAUAAUGUGAUUUCAUUAUUAACUGGUUUAUCUGAUUCACAAGUUCGUGCUUUCCGUCAUACUGCAACUUUAGCAGCUAUGAAAUUAAUGACAGCACUUGUCGAUGUUGCUCUGACAGUUUCGGUAAAUCUCGAUAAUACUCAACGUCAGUAUGAGGCUGAGAGACAAAAAACUAAAGAGCGCAGAGCCAAUGAUCGACUAGAAUCUCUUAUGGCAAAAAGAAAAGAACUGGAAGAAAAUAUGGAUGAAAUAAAAAAUAUGUUGACUUAUAUGUUUAAAUCUGUUUUUGUACAUAGAUACAGAGAUACAUUACCUGAAAUACGUGCAAUUUGUAUGGCGGAAAUUGGUGUCUGGAUGAAAAAAUUUCACCAAAAUUUCUUGGACGAUUCGUACCUGAAGUACAUCGGCUGGACGUUGCACGACAAAGUGGGCGAGGUCAGGUUGAAAUGUCUGCAAGCUUUGCAACCACUUUAUGCCUCGGAAGAGCUCAAAGCAAAACUCGAACUCUUCACUAGUAAAUUCAAAGAUCGAAUUGUCGCGAUGACUCUUGACAAAGAGUACGACGUAGCUGUUCAAGCUGUCAAACUUGUCAUAUCUAUUCUUAAGCAUCAUCGUGAAAUUCUGACAGACAAAGACUGUGAGCAUGUUUACGAACUUGUUUAUUCAUCGCAUCGAGCGGUAGCUCAAGCUGCUGGUGAAUUUUUAAAUGAACGAUUGUUUACUCAAGAUGAAGAAGCAGUGGCAGGUGUAAAAACAAAGAGAGGAAAGAAAAGACUUCCAAACACUCCACUUAUUAGAGACUUAGUUUUGUUUUUUAUUGAGUCAGAGUUACAUGAACAUGGCGCUUAUCUUGUUGACUCACUUAUUGAGACAAAUCAAAUGAUGAAAGACUGGGAGUGUAUGACUGACUUACUGCUGGAGGAAGCUGGACCAGAGGAAGAGGCUCUUGAUAACCAGAAGGAAACUUCGCUGAUUGAGUUGAUGGUAUGUUGCAUCAAACAAGCGGCGACUGGUGAAGCUCCAGUCGGACGUGGGCCCACUCGUAAAAUUUUGUCUACCAAAGAACAGAAACAGGUUCAAGAUGACAAACAAAAACUGACUGAACAUUUUAUCGUCACUCUUCCUCUUUUGCUAGAUAAGUACAGCGCCGACCCGGAAAAGUUGGCGAAUUUGCUGUCCGUACCUCAGUACUUUGAUCUAGACAUUUACACUAAAUCACGGCAGGAAAAAAAUCUUGAAACUUUGCUAGAAAAAAUUCAUGUUAUUGUGGAAAAAACUCAUGACAAUGAUGUUUUGGAUACUGCUGCCAAAACUUUGGAGCAUAUGUGCGUCGAGGGUAAUGCGAUAUUUACAAAAUGCGACAUCUCACGCUCGACACUUAUCGACACCAUUGUUAAUAAAUACAAUGAAGUGAUUGAUGAUUACAGAAAUUUAAUCGAAGGAGCUGAGGUUCCAAAUGAAGAUGAAAUUUUUGAUGUCGUUCAUUCCUUAAAAAAAAUUGCAAUAUUUUACAGCUGCCACAACAUGAAUGGCAAGAAAAUUUGGAGUUCACUUUAUCGAGAUAUCGAGGACGCAAAAGACAUAUCGAAAAAUUUUCCUGAAGAAGCCGGCAAGUAUGCCAUCAGUGCGUGUUUUUUUACUAUUCUUUGGGGGCAAAACCAACUGAUGGAAAGUGUCGACAUGGGAAAACGCGGUGAAGAAGAAGCUCAUCAGUUAUACGAUCAAAUUAUUUCGUUUAUGGAUUCGAUGCGUUACUUUGUUGCCGGAGAAGGUAAUCGCGUUGCUAUUCUACGUGAAGAGGCAUACAAUACUAUUUGUGAUAUGCUCGUUAUGUUCUGUUCGCAACUGACCUCUCAGGCGAACCCUCUGCUGCAUCAGCUGGUUUAUGAAGCAGAUGCAGUUAUGCAGGACAUGCUAAAUCAGUUUAUACAAGAGUACGUUUUUGUUGAAGAAGAAGACGACGAACAUGACGAGCACUCGAAAAUUGAGGAGCUUCAUAAAAGAAGAAACUUCCUUGCUGGAUAUUGCAAGCUUAUAGUCUACAAUAUUAUUCCCACCAACUCGGCUGCUGAUGUUUUCAAGCAUUAUGUCAAGUAUUACAAUGACUAUGGUGACAUAAUUAAAACGACGUUGGGUAAAGCAAGAGAUAUAAACAAAGUUAAUUGUGCCUUGACGAUGCAGUUGAGUUUGAAUGCGUUGUACAAUGAAAUUUUAGCUGAAAAAGAUAAAGUUAAUAAGAAUAGUGAAGAAUUUACUGCUAUCAAAGAACUCGCUAAGAGAUUCGCCCUGUCAUUUGGACUCGAUGCGAUUAAAAAUCGCGAAGCUAUUACAGCUUUACAUCGAGCCGGGGUUUUGUUUGCUAUUACACCGCCGGAUGGUGUUGAACAGGAUCCUACAGGGCCGCCACCAAAUCUUCCAUAUCUGGAAAUUCUUGCUGAAUUUACAAAUAAAUUAUUAAAACAAGAUAAACGUUUAGUAUUGAAUUUCUUGGAUAAAAGAUUACCUGCUGGAAUGCCUUCCUCACGAGGUGAAGAUUGGCAACCGCUUUUAUUAUAUAGGAACAGUUUAUUACAUGGAGAAACAGAUCAGGUACCUGUAACCAGCAAACGAGCUUAUACUAGACGUAAGAAGGAUCAUCUAGCAGAAGAAGAAGAGCCCGAAGAAGCUGAGGAUGGUUCAGACCAUGAGUUCAUGGGCAAGCAGAAAAAGAAAAGGCAGCCUAAAAAGUCUCCACUCAGCGUUACUAAAACAAAUAUUUCAAGACCAAAAGCUGCUGGAUUUUUUGAUAAUAAUGACAUACCAGCUACUCCUGCAUCACCAACACCAACGAUCGAGGACACUGCUAGUCCUUCGCAGGAUGUAGAUGAUAGAUUUAAAACGUUACAAAUACAAAAUAAAGGAGGACGACGAAGUUCAGAUCAGCAGGAGCCACGAGAACUUCGGAGAACAGCGAGGAAUUCUGGACGAUAUGUACAAGGCCAAUAUAUGGAAUCUGAUUCCGAAUAAAAAUUUACGUGACGAAAAAAUGACUAAAAGUUUAUAUAAUUAAAGUAAUUAACAUUACUUUGUUACUACUAUACAUUUUUAUAUA
Microplitis demolitor is the source of this 4223-nucleotide messenger RNA. It is a transcript of the gene SA1, whose product is annotated as cohesin subunit SA-1. The transcript has 9 exons. Gene Ontology annotation, cellular component: chromatin; cohesin complex; nucleus. Lineage: Eukaryota; Metazoa; Arthropoda; Insecta; Hymenoptera; Braconidae. Bases 302 to 4138 code for a protein of 1278 amino acids. Gene Ontology annotation, biological process: sister chromatid cohesion. Gene Ontology annotation, molecular function: chromatin binding. The record is from RefSeq and is a predicted model, not a curated record.